AUGGCGUGGAGAAACCAGGGUAUCACUGGAUCCAACAACAUCCCACUCGGCGCCCGCCGGCGAUUUGGCGCUGAUGGAGAGGGUGACGGUGAUUCGACGCCUGAUCGCGAUCUGAAGCGUGGUCGCGACCCUGAACCCCGUACGAGCGAACCAAGCGGUCCUCGCCAGCGCAAAAAGCGCAAUCGUUGGGGUGAUGCUUCGGAAAACAAAGCUGCUGGCCUGAUCAACCUCCCUACUGCGAUCACGUCUGCCAUGACUAGUGAACAGCUGGAAGCUUACACUCUUCAUCUCCGCAUCGAAGAGAUUAGCCAGAAGCUCCGCAUCGACGAUGUAGUCCCUGCCGACGGCGACAGAUCACCCUCGCCUCCUCCCCAGUACGACAACCAUGGCCGUCGUGUCAACACUCGCGAAUACCGUUACCGCAAACGCCUCGAGGACGAACGACACAAGCUGAUCGAAAAGGCCAUGAAGACUAUCCCUAACUACCAUCCACCACAGGAUUAUCGUAGACCUACCAAGACGCAGGAGAAGGUCUACGUCCCUGUUAACGACUAUCCAGAGAUUAACUUCAUUGGCUUACUUAUUGGCCCUCGUGGCAACACUUUGAAGAAGAUGGAGACUGAGUCGGGCGCCAAGAUUGCUAUUCGCGGCAAAGGUUCCGUCAAGGAAGGCAAAGGCCGUUCUGACGCUGCUCACUCCAGCAACCAGGAAGAGGACCUGCACUGCCUGGUCAUGGCCGACAACGAGGACAAGAUCAACAAGGCCAAGCAGUUGAUUCAUAAUGUCAUUGAAACGGCUGCUUCUACACCAGAAAACCAGAACGAGCUCAAGCGUAACCAGCUUCGAGAGCUUGCUGCGCUGAACGGUACUCUACGAGACGACGAAAACCAGGCCUGCCAGAACUGUGGUAAGAUUGGCCAUCGUAAAUAUGACUGCCCUGAGAAGCAAAACUAUACCGCCAGUAUUAUUUGCAGAGUCUGCGGCAAUGCAGGCCACAUGGCUCGCGAUUGUCCUGAUAGACAGAGAGGCGCUAGCUGGCGGAAUGAUGGUGCUCGACCCGCCGCCGGAAGAGUUGGCGCUGGUGAUGGUAUUGAUCGCGAAUACGAACAACUCAUGCAAGAACUUGGCGGCGGCUCUGGCCCUCCUGCUCGCAUCGAAGCCGGUCCCGGUGGCGGCGACGAGGGCGACGCCAAGCCAUGGCAGCGAGGAGCAACUGGAGGUCCUGCGCCUUGGAGAUCCCGACGCGACGACAGAGAUGCUGGCAACGGCCCCUCGGGUGGUCCUGCUCCCUGGGCGCGUGAUCGCAACCGUGGACAAGAUAGUCAGGGCGACAGCUGGUACGACGGUGGUCGUGGAGGCCCGGGCAGCGCGCCUCCCUGGCAGCAGCAGCAGCAGCCCGCUGCCGGAUAUGGCCAAUCUGAUGCAACUUACGGAGGCUACCCUGGGUAUGCUGGAUAUGGUGGCGGUGGCUACGGAGCUGCCCCCGGCAUGGCGGCACCUCCCGGAAUGCCCAAGCAAUAUUCUGGCGGUGGCGCUCCACCGCCGCCUCCCCCCGGUGAGGGACCGCCUCCCCCUCCCGGACCGCCGACUGAUCAGCCGCCGCCUCCUCCUCCCCCUCCCGCGUAA
Akanthomyces muscarius is the source of this 1626-nucleotide messenger RNA. RefSeq lists its product as uncharacterized. NCBI's taxonomy places the organism in Eukaryota, Fungi, Ascomycota, Sordariomycetes, Hypocreales, Cordycipitaceae. Gene Ontology annotation, cellular component: nucleus. Bases 1 to 1626 code for a protein of 541 amino acids. The record is from RefSeq and is a predicted model, not a curated record. Gene Ontology annotation, biological process: regulation of mRNA splicing, via spliceosome. The transcript is spliced from 6 exons. Gene Ontology annotation, molecular function: zinc ion binding; mRNA binding.